Molecule: messenger RNA, 3246 nt
Organism: Polyodon spathula (Mississippi paddlefish)
Lineage: Eukaryota; Metazoa; Chordata; Actinopteri; Acipenseriformes; Polyodontidae
Product: mRNA decay activator protein ZFP36L2-A-like
Exons: 2
Coding region: 214-1488 (424 amino acids)
Molecular function (GO): metal ion binding; mRNA binding
Source: RefSeq, a predicted model, not a curated record
UGACUUUCAGCAGUCUGGUCGGUGUUGCAUGUAAAGACUUUCCUCGCAUCUGCAAGGCAAAUUGGAGCAGAGCGGACCUCACGUUUCUUUCCUUUUUUGAGCACUCUGUUUAUAACCAGUCGUGGCUUUUAAAAAGUCGUAUCAAUCAAACUAGGAUCUGGUCGGUUCUGCAGAACGAGCGACCUCAGCAGAACUACAAACAGAAAAGGGAAAAUGUCUGCAACAUCACUUCUAUCCGCGUUCUACGACAUCGAGUUGCUUUGCAAGCAAAGCGAGAAUUCCUUCAACAUUAAUACCCUAACCCAGUACAGUAUGCUGGAGAAGCAGCCCGUCGCUGUUGCAGCUAAUAUUUCCAGUAACAGCAGCACGAACUCUUACACCCCUGGGUUUAUCCGGCGAAACUCGAGCAACAAUCUGCAGGCACUGGUCAAUUCCUCCAAGUACCCCAACAAUUCCUACAGCAACAGUAAAGAGACCACGACCAGCUGCUACAGCAGCGCCGCCGCCACCACCACUGCCCAGAUGAACAAGGAGAACCGCUUCCGGGACCGCUCCUUCAGCGAGAACGGAGAGCGCAGCCAGCAGCUAGAGGCGCAGAUCCAGCAGCAGAAAGCCGGCUCUCCGAUCAACUCCACCCGCUACAAAACCGAGCUCUGUCGGCCGUUCGAGGAGAGCGGCGCCUGCAAGUACGGUGAGAAGUGCCAGUUUGCCCACGGGUACCACGAACUCAGGAGCCUGUCACGCCACCCCAAGUACAAAACUGAGCCCUGUCGCACUUUUCACACCAUUGGCUUCUGCCCCUACGGACCACGGUGCCACUUUAUCCACAACGCUGACGAGAGGAGACCGGCCCCGUGCAAUGCUAACAGCGCCGUGCAAGGGCUCGCCCUGCAGGCGAACGAGCUGUGUGGUUACAGUCAGAGGGACGGCAUGCAGCACAAGAGUUUCAGACCAAAGCUACACCACAGCUUGAGCUUUUCAGGCUUUUCCAGAAAUCUCGAAUCGCCCCUGGUGGAGAGCCCCACGUCCCGCACCCCCCCGCCCACUUCCACGCUGUCCUGCUCCUCAUCCUCCUCCUCUUCUUCGUCUUCGUCAUCCUCAUCUACGCUCUAUGAAGACAUGCUGUCCCCCAGCUCGCUGUCCUGUGCCAACAACGCCUUCUCUUUCCCCAGACAGGAGCUGCGGAACCUCCUCGCCCCGCUGGCUAUACAGACUCACAGCAGUGCCUAUUACACGAACCACCACCACGCCAACCUGUGCCCCCCUUCCCCGCCGUGCAACAUGAGUCACUUGCAGUCGCUGCGACGCCUGUCCGAGUCGCCUGUUUUCGACUCCCCGCCGAGCCCACCAGACUCCCUCUCGGACCGGGAGAGCUAUGCGAGCGGGUCCCUAAGCUCUUCUGGGAGUCUCAGCGGCUCCGAGUCGCCAAGCUUGGAGUCAGGAAAGCGUCUGCCAAUCUUCAGCAGGCUGUCUAUUUCUGACGAUUAGACAUUGUUUCAUUGAGUUUAAAAAGUAAAUGACGUUUUAUCUUCUAAAAUCCAUCAUUUUUGUCUUUAAGAAUCUGCCACUCUCCCUUUUGUGACGACACCAGUAACGAUAAAUAAGUAAAUAAAUAAAUAAAAUAAACAAGAUCAGUUUUAAGACUUUUUUAUUAGUGAGAAACUUAAAGGAACUUUCCAAAAUGUUGCGGACAUGGCAUUAGAUAUUUUCCUUAUAUAUAUUAACAUCAACAGAAGGCAUUCCAUCACCGAUAGCUAAGAACUAUAUACAUAAUAUGAAAAAAACAAGAAUCAACUAAACUUCGGUCUUUAAUAGCAAGCAAGAAUAAAACGACAGUUUAUUGAGGAAAACAAAAACACCGGGUCUGUUCCAUCCGUGGUGACUUUUAAAAAUAAACGCAACAAACAUCCUGCCAAGAAUAUGCCUUUUUUUUUUGUUAAAAGACACUUACAUUUUUUUGUGUGUGUGUGCAAAAAACCUGAACUUCCAUUCCAAAACUUUGUUCUGUGUUCUAGUGCCGCCACCCAGUGGCAGGAUAUGGCUUGAACAUCCAUUUUUCUACUGGUGCUUUGUUGUUGAAAGCACUCGUUUCUUGGUGUCAAGCUAGUUGUUUGGGGAUAACUGCUGAUUGUUGUAUUAUUAUUAUUAUUAUUAUUAUUAUUAUUAUUAUUAGCAGUUUUGAGUUGAUUGUAUAUUAUUGCACACAGCUUGCUAUGAAAACUAUUUAACUUAUUUAUUGUCUUGUGAAAAGUAUAGGCUACAUUGAUAACUGUCCAUACCGUAUUUCUCGUAUGAUGAAAGCAAUAGAUAUAUAUUCUUGUAUUAUGUCUAAAUUAUGAUUGCCAUUAUUAAUCUUCAGAAUGUGGAGUGUAUUUUCUUUUCACAGUAAUAUAUGAUUUUUUUUUUGUAACUUCACUUGGUUAUUUUAUUGUAAAUGAGUAAAAAAAAUAAUCUUAAUUUAAGAGACUAUGUAAUAUUUAUUUCAUUAAUUUGUUUCCUUGUUUACGUAGAACAAAUGUAAAGGUUGCAUGGUUUCUAUGUGCUUUAGAAAUCAGGUCUAUGUGCUGUGGCAGUAGUUAUUGUGUAUUUCUCUAGGUUGGUAGGCCAUCCAAAAAUAACUCUGAAGAUGUAAACUAGCCUUACGCUUUUUUUAUAAGCCCAGACGUCAAAGUGACAAAAACCCAGUGAAAGUAAAUUAACCAAAAAAGGUAUUUUUAUAUGAAAGCAUCGAACCCACUGUGAUUCAUACCAAGUGCCAGAGUGUAUAGCAAUAAGUGUGACCCAUCAUUGUUAUUAUUGUACAGAGUGCCUUUAGAGGUCAGUAAACAUGCCUUAAACAGCAAUGGAACCAAAUCCAGUAAUUCUACAUGCUGUUAAGCCAGUCGAGUUGAAUGUAGUGUGGGGUUACAUUGGUUUCCAGCAAGCUGUUACCACUGUUGAAUUACAAUUUUGAAUCUAGAAUAAAACUCUUUGUGCAGAAGUGGCUAAAUAUAGGAGUUCCCUUUGCUUUAUGUCUUUUUUUUUUUUUUUUUUUUUUUUUAAUAUUUUUGGUUAUUUUCUUGUUUUACUCCUGAAACCAGUUUUUCUAUGUAAAAGCUCUGAAUCUUCCACAUGUUUUGCUGGAUGGGGAAGAGAAUGAACACGUAGGGUUAGUGUUGUUUGUACAUGGUGGGCACAGAGGAGGAUGAGCACUAUGUACUUAUUGGACUACUUUAACAGAAGUAAAAGUUUUUUUGAAUGUAACCA